GCCCGAAUCAACCGGCUACAAUAUCAGCAAGUGAUUGGCCACGCAACAGACAUGCAAACAAAUGUAUGAGCGUUCCCACUUUAUCUCCAUUCUCAUGGACCCCAGUUGGGUUAAGGACAGAGAUGGGCGGCAAGGGUGCGGUGAUCGAGCCCCAUGUCUCCGAGUUUGUGACGGGCAUUCUGAACAUCGUGACGAAACUCAUCACAUCUGACGUGGGCACGUUUUACAAUUAUUUGGGGAAGCACAACCCGUGGUGAUAGAAUAAUAUUUGCGAAGUUGUAUAGCCAUCGAUAUAAAUCCCUAUGC
Molecule: messenger RNA, 306 nt
Organism: Suillus subalutaceus
Lineage: Eukaryota; Fungi; Basidiomycota; Agaricomycetes; Boletales; Suillaceae
Exons: 2
Coding region: 66-257 (63 amino acids)
Source: RefSeq, a predicted model, not a curated record